Molecule: messenger RNA, 1172 nt
Organism: Capsella rubella
Lineage: Eukaryota; Viridiplantae; Streptophyta; Magnoliopsida; Brassicales; Brassicaceae
Exons: 3
Coding region: 27-1172 (381 amino acids)
Source: RefSeq, a predicted model, not a curated record
ACCAACAUAGUUUAGGGUUUUCGACGAUGUCUCAGCUCAUUAACCGACUCUUGAAGCCAUCUGUCUGCAAAAAUGUCAUUAGACACAACAUGAAGGGUCGGAUGUUCUGCUCUAAGCCAACACACCCGUACUUGUUGAUUGACCACCUCCUUAAGGCCGGUUACAAUUCCAAUGAUCAAAUAUACUACGAUGAUGAAUACAGAGAGAAACUCGUGAUUAAGAACAAGGGACUCGCAGAAGAGGUCCGAGUGGCGAUGACCGAUGGGAUUCCACAUAUAUAUGGUUAUAGAGUUAACGAAAAAUCGGAGGAAUCAGAUGAAUCAGGUGAAUCGGAGGAAUACGAGGAUGAUGAUGAUGAUGAGUAUACAAGUCUCGUGCUGGUCAGUAACACACCAUCUGACCCGGUGAAACUUCAUCUCCCUCCUCUGUAUAAUAGUUCUCGAAUCCAAAACGUGGCAAUGUCCAACCCUCUGGCAGGAAACAAGCAAGAUUUGGUAGUGGCUGUCAAGUGCUUGGGAUCUGACGUGAGUGUGUGCAAGCCCUUCAGCGACUCUGAAUGGAUCAACAUCGAUACCUCUGGUUCUGUGCACCCUUUCUCGAGUCUAAUGCAUUCAAAGAAGAACAAUAAGUUUCUCACUGUUUGUCCUUCUGGACUCUACUUUUGGUCCUUGGAUGAUGUCCACCCCGGGUCGGGUAAAAAAUACCAACCUAAGUUCCACUACUUGUGUAGUCAAACGGACCAUCUUAGCAAGGUUCUUCGGACGGAUUUGGAAGACUUCAUCUCGUGUACCAGAACGGACCACUUGGUGGAGUCACCCUCCGGUGAACAUUUCCUCGUCAAGUGGUUUGGCCAGGACGGCAAGGACUGGGGAGCGGAAACAACCUUCUAUACAACAAAAAGGUUUCUGGUGUUUAGAGUGGAUACAGUUUGCGGUGACUUGGUUUACACGAGAGACAUUGGAGAUCUUUGUAUCUUUCUUGGACAUAAUGAAGCAUGCUGUGUCCCGGCAAGCUCGUCUCCUGGACUCAGGCCUAACUCUAUCUAUUAUGUGGGCAGUAACUUUGGUGUUCACGAUAUCGGAACCGAAACUUGCACUACCUUCUACAUAAAGGAUAACCUUCCAUUGAGUUCAACUGAGUUCCCUUACUGGCCUGCUCCACUCUCUUGCUAG